UACAAACAUGUCGGCAUUCAAGAGAAAACGUGGAGGACAGCGUCCUGCUGAUCAAAACGCAAAAAAGGUCAAAUUUGUGGUAAACGCAGACGACUCACCCGACGAAGCUGUAGAGGAGAAUAAAAAUGAAGUUACAAUCCCGCCGCCAGUGUCCAAGGGCAAAUGGACCAACAAGGAAAGGGUUCUCAUUUUUUCCUCCAGAGGGAUCAACUUCAGAACGAGACACUUGAUGAAAGACCUAAAAACAAUGAUGCCUCAUUCAAAAGAAGAUACCAAAAUGGACAGAAAGGACAAGUUGUUUGUUGUUAAUGAGGUGUGUGAAAUCAAAAACUGCAACAAAUGUCUUUUCUUCGAGGCCAAGAAGAAGCAGGAUCUCUAUAUGUGGAUUUCAAACUCCCCUCAUGGACCUUCUGCGAAGUUUCUGGUUCAGAACAUUCAUACACUGGCUGAGCUCAAAAUGACAGGAAACUGCCUCAAAGGAUCCAGACCGCUGCUCUCAUUUGAUCCUAAAUUUGACAAGGAGCCCCACUAUGCUUUACUGAAAGAGCUCUUCAUCCAGACCUUUUCCACUCCACGCUACCACCCAAAGAGUCAGCCUUUUGUGGACCACGUCUUCACUUUCAGCAUUGCAGACAACAGAAUAUGGUUUAGAAACUACCAGAUAAUUGAGGAGGACGCCUCAAUAGUGGAGAUCGGGCCUCGUUUUGUUCUCAACCUCAUCAAGAUCUUCCAGGGAAGCUUUGGAGGGCCAACACUUUAUGAAAACCCAGACUUCCAGUCUCCUAACAUGCACCGUCGACAGAUCCGACUGGCAGCAGCAGCCAAAGUGCGUGAGAAGCAGAUGGUGAAGGAAAUGCACAAACUGAAGAAGGCCGAAGUGAAGGAGGAUUUGGUAAAAGACGUUACAGCUGACGUCUUCCUCACACCAGCAGAGGAGAAGCCCAUUCACAUCCAGACAGAAGCACCCGAGCCAAAAGUGGUGAAGAAGAAGAAACAGAAAGCUUUCAAAAGACAAAGGAUGCAGAUGGCACGCAGGUAACUGGAUGGACUGGAAUAUGCUGCGUGACUGACUUACUGCUGCCAUGAUUCAAUAGUAUCUGUACAAAAAUGUGGGAAUGCAACAGUGCAGUCCGGUCGGAAGUCCAACAUUAUGAGUUUUGUUAGGUUACAGUGUGACUGUCAUUUUAACUACAACAUACUAGUCCCAGAGAAAAUCUGAAUUCUGCACGUGUUGCAUUUUGUGAUGUAAUUUGUGGACAGACAUUCUUUUCCCUCAACAUGAGGAUUGUGCAGAUUGUAGAGUUAUGAUGCUACAAUACUGCAAACAAAAGUUGCCCAUCCUUUUUUAUAAAGCAAAUAUUCCAUAAAAAAACUUCUUUAUUGAAUUUUAGUGUGUACAGUUGUUUUCUAUGCCAUGGAAAUAAAACAACUUGAACUUGG
Acanthochromis polyacanthus (spiny chromis) is the source of this 1440-nucleotide messenger RNA. It is a transcript of the gene brix1, whose product is annotated as brix domain containing 2. The record is from RefSeq and is a predicted model, not a curated record. The transcript is spliced from 10 exons. Gene Ontology annotation, cellular component: nucleolus. Lineage: Eukaryota; Metazoa; Chordata; Actinopteri; Pomacentridae. Bases 8 to 1039 code for a protein of 343 amino acids. Gene Ontology annotation, molecular function: rRNA binding. Gene Ontology annotation, biological process: rRNA processing; ribosomal large subunit assembly.